AUGUACUCCGCGUUCUUUUCCUGGCUCGCUUUGUGUUUGCCAAAUGCACUUGUGUGUGUUAUUCGAGGACAGUUCCAGCGCUUGGCCAACUUCUACUUCCUGUGCCUGCUCGUGCUGCAGCUCAUCCCGGCCAUCUCGUCGCUCACGUGGGUGACGACGGCAGUUCCACUCAUCGGGGUGCUGCUGCUCACCGCCAUCAAGGACGCCUACGACGACUACUGCAUGCGUUUUAUCGUGGGAGGUGGCGGUGAUCUUCCUCCGCUGGUUGGCGAGGCAACAUGUCGGCUCGCUGUUUUUUUCCUCGACCAGGUAUCUCUCAUUAGCGGGACACCGCCCCAGUCGGGACGAGCUCUAAGCUCCCGGCCGGUCUCCCAGCUAGUGGGUAAGGAUAGAACAAGGAAGAGGAAGGAAAAAUCGCGCGCCCUCGCUAGCCCGUUUGUUUGA
Molecule: messenger RNA, 444 nt
Organism: Gryllus bimaculatus (two-spotted cricket)
Lineage: Eukaryota; Metazoa; Arthropoda; Insecta; Orthoptera; Gryllidae
Source: the annotation of a GenBank genome assembly